Messenger RNA from Diachasma alloeum, 11214 nucleotides. It is a transcript of the gene uif, whose product is annotated as sushi, von Willebrand factor type A, EGF and pentraxin domain-containing protein 1. NCBI's taxonomy places the organism in Eukaryota, Metazoa, Arthropoda, Insecta, Hymenoptera, Braconidae. The coding region runs from base 1 to 10704 and encodes 3567 amino acids. Gene Ontology annotation, molecular function: Notch binding; calcium ion binding. The transcript is spliced from 12 exons. The record is from RefSeq and is a predicted model, not a curated record. Gene Ontology annotation, biological process: Notch signaling pathway.
AUGUUGAUAAGAGCUGUGGCGGCCGGCUGGGUCGCCGUUUUCUUGUGCCAUCUUCAUCUAGCGAAUACUCAGGUCUCCAACAACGUCUUCACAUGUCCAAACGGAUGGGAACUGAAAGGAAUUUACUGUUACAAAUUCUUCAAUAUCAGGCAUUCGUGGGAAAAAGCUGCGGAAUUAUGCAGGAGGUACGGAAGCGAUCUCAUGGUGGUAGAAUCCUACAUGGAAAACAACUUAACAUCAGGGAUGAUCGGAAGGCACUUGGAUCGUUACUGGUUGGGACUAGCAUCCCUGGACGAUCUUCGCACAAACACCCUGGAGUCUGCAGCGGGAAUGCUCGUGUCCCAGUAUGCCGGUUUCUGGGCAUCGAAGCAGCCGAACCCAGCAUCCGGUGAGUGCGUGGACGUAGCCGUGACCGAUGACCAGCAGCAGUCCUGGGAGUUAACAACCUGCGAGUCGCUCCUACCAUUCAUGUGUCGAGCCUCCGCCUGUCCGGCAGGAUCAUUCCAUUGUUCCAAUGGCAAAUGCAUCAACUCCGCCUUCAAGUGCGACAAGCAGGACGACUGCGGCGACUUCUCUGACGAAAUCGACUGUCCCAACAAUUGCCAGUUCUACAUGGCAAGCAGUGGUGACGUGGUUGAAUCCCCGAACUACCCUCACAAAUACACACCCCUGAGCAACUGCAAAUGGACGCUGGAGGGUCCCCAAGGGCACAACAUUCUCCUCCAAUUCCAAGAGUUCGAAACCGAAAAGAGUUUCGACAUUGUUCAGAUUCUCGUGGGCGGUAGAACCGAAGAGAAAUCAGUGAACCUUGCCACCCUCUCCGGAAAGCAAGAGCUCUCCAACAAGCUCUUCGUAUCAGCCUCCAACUUCAUGAUAAUCAAAUUCAGCACCGACGGCUCAGUCGAGCGAAAGGGUUUCCGGGCCUCGUGGAAGACAGAGCCCCAGACCUGCGGAGGAAUCCUACGAGCCACACCCCAGGGACAAGUUCUGACUUCCCCCGGGUACCCCCAGAACUACCCGGGAGGCCUGGAAUGCUUGUACAUCCUGCAAGCCCAGCCCGGCAAGAUAAUCUCCCUCGAAAUCCAGGACAUGGACCUGGAGACAGACCGAGACUACAUCCUCGUGCGAGACGGCGACAGCCCAAUGAGUCGUCCAGUGGCCAGACUGACUGGAAAAUCCGAGGACAACCCAACGGUCCUCAUGUCCACCAGUAAUAACCUCUACCUGUACCUGAAGACCUCCCUAGGAGACUCUCGAAGGGGUUUCAGCAUCAGGUACACCCAAGGUUGCAGAGCCACAAUAAUCGCCCUGAACGGCACCGUUCAGUCCCCCUCGUACGGUCUAAAUGACUACCCGAACAACCAGGAGUGUCUCUACACCAUAAGGAACCCUAAGAAUUCUGCCCUCUCCCUAAAGUUCACAAAUUUUAACGUCCACACCACCGACUACGUCCAAGUCUACGAUGGUAGCAAUACCAAUGGGCUCAGACUGCACUCUGGAGAUGGCUUCACCUCGAACACGAUUCCAAAGAUCACCCUGACAGCUGAGAGUGGAGAGAUGCUGGUGAGAUUCGUCUCAGACGCCCUGAGAAGCUCCUCCGGAUGGCAGGCGACCUUCUCCGCAGACUGCCCUGUCCUCCUUCCUGGAGAAGGCGCCCUCGCCAGCAAUAGGGACACAGCAUUCGGUACGGUGGUAACCUUCUCGUGCCCCAUGGGCCAGGAGUUUGCCACAGGAAAGCUGAAGAUCACCAGUGAAUGCCUCCAAGGAGGAAAUUGGUCAGUCACGUAUAUCCCGAAAUGCCAGGAAGUUUACUGUGGACCAGUCCCCCAAAUCGAUAAUGGAUUCUCCAUCGGUUCGUCCAACGUCACGUACCGAGGAUUAGCCACUUAUCAAUGCUACGCGGGUUUCGCUUUCCCAUCGGGCAGGCCAACGGAGAAGAUCUCGUGCAUGGCUGACGGUCGCUGGGAGAAGAAACCUUCGUGCCUAGCUUCCCAGUGUGCGCCCCUCCCCGAGGCGCCAAAUGCCAACAUCACGAUCUUGAAUGGCGGUGGCAGAAGCUACGGAACGAUCGUCAGGUUCGAGUGCGAGCCAGGAUACGUCAGGACUGGACAUCCAGUCAUCCUCUGUAUGAGCAAUGGCACCUGGUCUGAUAACGUCCCCACUUGCUCCAGGGCUCGGUGUCCCGUUCUACCGAUCAUCAAGAAUGGCUUCGUCGUUGAUAACAAUAGGGACUACUUCUUCGGAGAUGAGGCAAGAGUGCAGUGCAAUCGGGGAUACAAACUCACGGGUAACAAUAUCAUCUCCUGUGGUGCUGAUCAACGAUUCGAGAACGUACCUUCCUGUGAGGAUAUCAACGAGUGCUCCUCGAGUCAGUGUGACCUCGCAUCCACUGAGUGCAUAAACAUGCCUGGAGCUUUCUCCUGCAAGUGUAAAUCUGGCUUUGCGCCGACACUGGAUUGCCGACCGGUCGGGGAUAUUGGGCUUAUAAAUGGGGGAAUCCCAGACGAGUCCAUCACUGUUUCUAGUUCGGAAAUUGGGUACAAGAAGAAUGGAGUGAGGUUGAGCAGUGGAGACGGCUGGUGUGGGAACAGUAUCGAACCGGGAGCCAACUGGGUGAUGAUUGACAUGAAAGCUCCCACGAUAGUUCGAGGAUUCAGAACCCAAGUGGUUGCCAGGACCGACGGUAACAUUGCGUUCGCCUCCGCAAUAAGACUACAGUACACUGACGAUCUGGGAGAUGUAUUCCGGGAUUACACGAAUCCUGAUGGAACUCCUGUGGAGUUCAGAGCUGUCGAGCCCGCUCUCUCUAUCCUCAAUCUUCCAGUUCCGAUCGAAGCGAGAUACAUAAAAUUCAGGAUUCAGGAUUACGUCAGUGCACCCUGCACCAAACUCGAAAUCGUCGGUUGCACUAGACUAGAGUGCACUGACGUCAACGAGUGUGCGAGCAACAAUGGUGGCUGCCACCAGAAAUGCAUCAACAGUCCUGGCAGCUACGCCUGCAUGUGCAACACUGGGUAUGAACUCUACAAGGGAAAUGGCACUGCUGGAUUCAGCAUUGCAAGAUCAGAAACUGGAGAACGAGAUGGGGAUCUUUAUCAGAGGAACAAGACAUGUGUUCCAGUGAUGUGUCCAACACUACCAGCUCCGGAGAACGGGAAGAUCCUCUCCACGAAGGAUCAGUUCCACUUUGGAGAUCUCAUAAAGUUCCAGUGCAACUUUGGUUACGUCCUUGCAGGAUCCUCGGCUGUGAUCUGCACUUCCAGUGGAGUGUGGAAUGGAACCACACCUGAAUGUCAAUUUGCCAAGUGCGUUUCCCUUCCUGACGAUAAGAACGAAGGUCUGGCUGUCGUCAGAACCGAUGAGACAAGUGUUCUAGUGCCUUUUGGACAGAACGUCACCUUGAAAUGUGGCAACACUGGAAGGUUCUUGAGGAAUACAGCCACCUCGGGCUUCAGACAGUGUGUCUACGAUCCCAAGCCAGGUCUACCUGACUACUGGCUAUCGGGAUUUCAGCCCGCUUGCCCCAGAGCUGAUUGCGGACUGCCCCUGCCGACCCCUGGAGCUGAGUACGGACAAUACGCCGAUACCAAGUACCACUCACAGUUUUUCUUUGGUUGUCAGGACACAUUCAAACUCGCUGGACAGACAAAUAAUCACGACAACGUCGUCCGCUGUCAGGCUAACGGUGUCUGGGACUUUGGAAACUUGAGGUGUGAAGGACCAGUCUGUGAGGAUCCUGGAAGACCCAGCGAUGGCUUCCAGAUAGCAAGAUCUUAUGAGCAAGGAUCGGAGGUGCAGUUUGGCUGCAGCCGACCUGGCUACAUCCUCAUUAAUCCGAAGCCCAUCGUCUGUCGCAGGGAGCCCGAGUGCAAGGUGGUUAAACCCCUUGGUCUCACGUCGGGCAAAAUUCCGGACUCCGCUAUCAAUGCAACGUCGGAACGACCCAACUACGAAGCCAAGAAUGUCAGGCUGAACUCUGUCACUGGGUGGUGUGGUAAGCAAGAAGCAUUCACCUACGUGAGUGUCGAUUUGGGUCAGGUCUUCAGGAUCAAGGGAAUCCUCGUGAAGGGAGUCGUAACGAAUGAUAUUGUGGGUCGUCCUACGGAGAUCAGAUUCUUUUACAAGCAGUCCGAGAACGAAAACUACAUCGUUUACUUCCCUAAUUUCAACCUGACUAUGAGAGACCCAGGCAACUACGGAGAACUGGCCAUGAUCACUCUGCCAAAAUCCGUUCAAGCAAGAUUUGUGAUCAUUGGAAUCGUCAGCUACAUGGACAACGCUUGUCUGAAGUUCGAAUUGAUGGGAUGUGAGGAACCCGCUGUGGAACCACUGCUGGGUUACGACUACGGCUACUCACCCUGCGUCGAUAAUGAGCCCCCGCUCUUCCAGAAUUGUCCCCAACAGCCAAUAAUGGUGCAGAAGGGACCAGACGGUGGACUCCUACCAGUCAACUUCACAGAACCAACGGCUGUGGACAACAGCGGAAGCAUAGCACGUCUGGAAGUCAAGCCCCAGAGUUUCAAAACUCCGAUAAGAAUCUUCGAGGAUACCGUCGUAAAAUAUGUAGCCUUCGAUUACGAUGGAAACGUCGCGAUCUGUGAGAUCAACAUCACAGUUCCUGAUGUAACACCUCCAAAGCUUAGCUGCCCCCAGAGCUAUGUUAUUGAAUUGGUAGAUCGCCAGGAAAGCUAUACGGUUAACUUCAACCAAACAAGAAGGGACAUCAACACAACAGACGCCUCAGGUCCAGUGAAGAUCACGUACGUUCCGGAACGUGCGGUCAUCCCCAUUGGAGGAUUUGAAAAUGUAACAGUGUAUGCUACGGACUCCAGUGGAAACCGAGCCUCCUGCCACUUCCAGGUGUCCGUCCAAGCGACUCCUUGCGUAGAUUGGGAGCUCAAACCCCCCGCGAAUGGUGGACUGAAGUGUGUACCAGGAGACAAGGCCAAAUCCCUCCAGUGUAUCGCCACCUGUCGAUCUGGCUACAGAUUCACCGACGGCGCACCAACAAAGUCAUUCACCUGUGAUCCAGUGAGACGCUGGUCUCCCAUGUCAGUGGUCCCUGAUUGCGUUUCUGAGAACACUCAGCAGGCUGACUACAAUGUCAUUGCCUCGGUCACUUACAGGGCCAAUGGGGCGGUGUCCAGGGGCUGUCUACCACAGUACCAAGACCUGAUGGGCCAGUACUACAUGGGACUCAACAACAUUCUCACUCAGAGAUGUUCCGCUGUCAACGUCAAUAUGAACGUCUCCUUCAUCCGGUCGAUACCAACUCUGGUCGAGGAGAAUGUCCUCAAGAUGGACUUCAUCCUCGUUAUCGUUCCGGCAGUUCGUUCCACCCAGCUGUACGACCUCUGCGGUUCCACCUUGAGCCUCAUCUUCGAUCUGUCCGUACCUCACGCAAGCGCUGUUAUCGAGCCCCUGUUGAAUGUCUCGUCCAUCGGUAAUCAAUGUCCGCCCCUACGUGCCCUGAGGUCAUCUAUCAGUAGAGGAUUCACCUGCAGCAUCGGGGAAGUCCUCAAUAUGGAUACAAACGAUGUUCCAAGGUGUCUGCACUGUCCAGCAGGGACAUUCGCUGGGGAGAAGCAGAAGCAGUGCACAGCGUGUCCAAAAGGAUUCUACCAGAACAGCGAUCGUCAGGGCGCCUGCCUCCGCUGUCCAUUCGGAACUUACACCAAGGAGCAAGGAUCCAAGAGCAUCGAUGACUGCAUUCCAGUCUGUGGGUAUGGAACCUACUCACCAACAGGUCUAGUCCCUUGUCUUGAGUGUCCCAGAAAUUCUUACACCGGGGAACCCCCGACGGGAGGCUACAAAGACUGCCAGACCUGUCCUGCAGGGACCUUCACUUAUCAACCGGCAGCACCAGGACGGGAUCGUUGCAGGGCUAAAUGUGCACCUGGUACUUACUCAGACACUGGGUUAGCCCCGUGUGCCCAGUGCCCCAAAAACUUCUACCAAGCUCAACACGGCGCAACGACCUGCAUGGAGUGCCCAACAAACAUGUACACGGAUGCGGCUGGAGCAGUGGGUCGAGAAGCGUGUAAGGUAGUGGCUUGCACGGACAAUGUCUGCCAACACGGUGGUCUCUGCAUCGCCAUGGGCCACGGAGUCCAGUGCUUCUGCCCCGCUGGCUUCUCUGGUCGUCGUUGUGAAGUGGAUAUUGAUGAAUGCGCUUCACAGCCUUGCUUCAAUGGUGCCACUUGUAUCGAUCUACCUCAGGGCUACAGGUGUCAAUGCGCCAAUGGAUACUCUGGAAUCAACUGUCAGGAGGAGAAGUCGGACUGUAGUAAAGACACCUGUCCUGAGCGAGCCAUGUGCAAAGACGAGCCUGGGUUCGGUAACUACACGUGUCUCUGCAGGUCUGGUUACACCGGAGUCGACUGUGACAUCACCAUUAAUCCCUGCACUGCCACGGGGAAUCCCUGCCAGAACGGGGCCAGCUGCAUUGCUCUCCAGCAAGGUCGAUUCAAGUGCGAUUGCCUGCCCGGAUGGGAGGGACAGAGCUGCGAAAUCAACACUGAUGACUGCGCAGAGAGGCCCUGUCUUCUCGGAGCCAACUGCACGGAUCUUGUCGCUGAUUUCAGCUGUGAUUGUCCUCCAGGCUUCACUGGCAAACGCUGCCACGAGAAGAUCGAUCUUUGCUCGGGGAAUCCCUGCUUGAACGGCAUCUGUGUUGAUAAUCUCUUCGAUCACGAGUGCAUCUGCCACCCGGGAUGGACAGGACCAGCGUGCGAGACCAACAUCAACGAAUGCGCUUCCAAACCUUGCAGGAAUAACGGACAGUGUCUGGAUCAGAUAGGAGGGUACACCUGCACUUGUGAACCCGGAUAUACUGGCCAACAGUGUCAGCACACGAUCGAUGAUUGCGGGGCUGAGCCUUGCCAGAAUGGAGCCACUUGCAUCGACCAACUCGAGGGAUUCGUCUGUAAAUGUCGACCAGGAUUCGUCGGACUUCAGUGUGAAGCUGAGCUCGACGAGUGUCUCAGUGAUCCCUGCAACCCUGUGGGAACCGAUCGCUGCGUAGAUCUCCACAACAGCUUCCUGUGCCACUGCCGAGAAGGCUACACAGGAACAACUUGUGAGAUCAACACCGAUGACUGCGCUUCCGACCCUUGUUUCAACGGAGCAACGUGCAGAGACGAAGUGGGUGGGUUCAAGUGUCUCUGCAGAGAUGGCUGGACCGGUACCAGAUGUGAGACCGACGUAGGAAUGUGCAUGAACCAUCCUUGCCAGAACGACGCUGCAUGUGUCGACCUCUUCCAAGAUUUCUUCUGCGUUUGUCCAUCAGGUACUGAUGGCAAACAGUGUGAGACUGCUCCUGAGAGGUGCAUUGGUAACCCUUGCAUGCACAACGGACGCUGUCAGGACUUUGGAUCCGGUCUGAACUGCACUUGUCCUGACGAUUACACUGGAAUCGGCUGCCAGUAUGAGUACGACGCAUGUCAGGCUGGUGCCUGCAAGAAUGGCGCCACUUGCAUGGAUAACGGAGCUGGAUUCACAUGUACUUGCCCACCUGGCUACACCGGCAAGACCUGUGAGGAGGACAUUGUCGAUUGCAAGGAGAACUCCUGUCCUCCCUCUGCCACCUGCAUCGAUUUGACUGGAAAGUUCUUCUGCCAGUGUCCGUUCAAUCUCACCGGAGACGACUGUAGGAAGUCCAUUCAAGUAGAUUACGAUCUGUACUUUACAGAUCCAUCACGCAGCAGUGCUGCCCAGAUCAUUCCCUUCUUCACGGGAGCCCAGAAGAGCCUCACCAUCGCCAUGUGGGUGCAAUUCACCCAGAAGGACGAAGCAGGGAUAUUCUUCACGCUGUACAGCGUCAGCUCCCCUCACGUUCCCACCAAUCGUAGACCGAUGAUCCAAGCCCACAGCAAUGGAGUCCAGGUGUCUCUCUUCCACGAUCUUCAGGAUGUUUAUCUACCUUUCCGAGAGUACGCUACCAUCAACGACGGACAGUGGCAUCACGUGGCCAUCGUUUGGAAUGGCGAGAACAGCGGAGAGUUGACGUUGAUCACUGAAGGGCUGAUUGCCAGCAAGACUGAGGGCUACGGCAGUGGACGAACUCUUCCGUCCUACGGUUGGGCUGUUCUUGGGAAACCUAGGAGUGAAUCCCCCAAAGGGUACACUGAAUCUGGCUUCCAAGGGCACUUGACGAAGGUUCAGGUCUGGUCCAGGGCGCUGCAUGUCACCAAUGAGAUACAGAAGCAGGUGAGGGACUGCAGGACCGAGCCUGUUUUGUAUCAGGGAUUGGUGUUGACUUGGGCUGGGUACGACGAAAUUGGUGGGGGGGUUGAAAGGGUCGUGCCUUCUCACUGCGGACAGAGGAUCUGCCCACCUGGGUAUGGGGGCAACAAGUGCCAGCAGCUUGAGGCAGAUAAAAUUCCACCCAAGGUUGAGCAUUGUCCUGGGGAUCUUUGGGUCAUUGCCAAGAAUGGAUCGUCCAUUGUCACCUGGGACGAGCCUCAUUUCUCUGAUAACGUGGGGGUCGUGAGGAUCCAGGAGAAGAGUGGUCACAGAUCUGGACAGACACUUCUCUGGGGAACUUAUGACAUCAGCUAUGUUGCUUAUGAUCAGGCAGGAAACUCGGCUAGUUGUAACUUCAAGGUUUAUGUGCUCUCAGACUUCUGUCCGGAGCUGGCUGAUCCCGUUGGCGGGUCCCAAUUGUGUAAGGACUGGGGAUCUGGGGGACAGUUCAAGGUCUGUGAGAUUUCCUGUAAUUCGGGGAUGAGGUUCUCGCAAGAGGUACCCAAGUUCUAUACGUGUGGGGCUGAAGGGUUCUGGAGGCCUACGAUGGAUCCCAGUUUACCGAUUGUGUAUCCUGCUUGCACGGCGGCUUCCGCGGCGCAGAGGGUCUUCAAGAUCAGAAUGAACUUCCCAACGAGUGUCUUGUGUAAUGAGGCUGGCCAGGGGGUGCUCAAACAGAAGGUCAGGAAUGCGGUCAACUCGUUGAAUCGGGACUGGAACUUCUGUUCUUAUUCGUUUGAAGGCACCAGAGAGUGUAAAGACCUCGUCAUCGACGUCCAGUGUGACCACAGAUCAAGAACAGUACGAGAGACCAAUACUGAGGACGGUGGAACCUAUGUGAUAUCAGCUGCUGUUCCAUCAGAACCAACGAGACAAGCUCGCCAAGGAAGUGACACCUACGAGGUGGAGAUAUCAUUCCCAGCGAUAAACGAUCCCAUUCAGAACACCAAUUCCAACGAUCGUGCUACUGUCCAGAGCCUUCUGGAGAAACUCAUUCUGGAGGAGGAUCAGUUUGAUGUCCAUGAUAUUCUACCGAAUACAGUUCCUGAUCCAGCUUCUCUGAUUUUGGAGUCGGAUUAUGCCUGUCCGGUUGGACAAGUUGUUAUGGCUCCUGAUUGUGUGCCCUGCGCAGUCGGCAGUUUCUACAACGAGGCCCUCCGAAAAUGCGAGAUGUGUCCGAUCGGCACAUACCAGAGUGAAUCCGGCCAGUUGAAAUGCAGCAGUUGUCCAGUGAUAGCAGGUCGCUCCAGCGUGACCAUCGGUCCAGGUGCUCGAAGUGCUGCGGACUGCAAGGAGCGCUGUCCAGCUGGUAAAUACUACGACGACGCAGCAGGUCUCUGUCGCAGCUGUGGUCACGGAUUCUACCAGCCAAGUGAGGGCAGUUUCUCCUGCCUCCUCUGUGGUCUCGGCAAGACAACGAGAACAGCUGAGGCAGUUUCCCACGAGGAGUGUCGUGACGAGUGUGGAUCUGGCCAGCAACUGGCUGUUGAAGGAAAGUGCGAGCCCUGUCCAAGGGGUACCUACAGGACCCAGGGGGUGCAAGCAGCCUGCCAGACCUGCCCGCUUGGCAGAACAACCCCAAAUAUGGGAUCAGCAGCUAUUGAGGAGUGCUCUCUACCCGUCUGCGAGCCAGGAAGCUUCCUUAAUGGUACGUUGAACGAAUGUGUCUCCUGCAAAAAGGGAACGUAUCAGUCUGAGCCCCAGCAGACAUUCUGCAUCCCCUGUCCUCCCAAUACAAGCACCAAGGGGCCAGCUGCCACCAGCAAAGCUGAGUGCACAAAUCCAUGCGAAAUGAAUGGAGAGGACUUGCACUGCGAUGCCAAUGCCUACUGUCUUCUCAUCCCUGAAACCAGUGACUUCAAGUGCGAAUGCAAACCUGGGUACAAUGGCACUGGAAUGGUGUGCACUGAUGUCUGCAACAACUACUGUGACAAUGAGGGUGUCUGCCUGAAGGACUCCAGGGGACAACCGUCCUGCAGGUGCAGUGGAAGCUUCACUGGUAAACACUGCACUGAGAAGUCGGAGUUCUUCUAUAUCACUGGGGGCAUUGCUGCUGGGGUCAUUCUCAUCAUCUUUAUUGUCCUGUUGGUGUGGAUGAUUUGUGUGAGAUCGUCGAAGAAGAGGGAACCCAAGAAGAUGCUGUCUCCUGCCACUGAUCAGAAUGGCUCGCAAGUCAAUUUCUAUUAUGGGGCACCAACACCUUAUGCUGAAUCCAUUGCUCCCUCGCAUCACAGCACUUAUGCUCAUUAUUAUGAUGAUGAGGAGGAUGGCUGGGAAAUGCCGAAUUUCUAUAAUGAGACUUAUAUGAAAGAGAGUCUACAUAAUGGAGGCAAGAUGAACAGUCUGGCCCGCUCAAACGCCAGCAUUUACGGUACCAAGGACGACCUCUACGACAGACUGAAGCGUCACGCUUACCCCGGAAAGAAAGACAAGAGCGACAGUGACAGCGAGGGCCAGUGACCCCGAAAGAUGUCGACGUUCCUGGGGACAAGAGAGGGAACGUGAAUCGAAUGAAUACCAACAGGAUAUACGGGAGGGUACUCACUUCUCUCAACAAUCCUCUGUUUUAUAUUAUAAAAAUUGGAUAGUGGAGAACGACUCUGAAGUCCUGGAGCAACGAUCGGUGAUACGAGCCGAUUGUUACUUCGGCACUAGUCGACACUGCAUUUUAUUGAGAAUAAAAAGUUUCUCUGUGGUUUUUUUUAUCCAGUGAAAAACUAUUGACAGUGUGUCUGAAUGAUAUUGCGUAUGUAUAUGAAUAUUUUAUUUCUUGCGUGUCUGUAAUUUUUCUAUUUAAAUAACAAUUAUUGUAGUUUUCGGAGGAGAGUACGGCAAAAUAUAUUUCAAAAUGUACUUUAACCUUAAUCUGGUCACCAAACGCGACCUCUUGCGACUUGAUCACCUCCGCGGGGAUUCCCCGCACUGUUAUGUAGACUUUACCGUUGCCAAAUUCACUCUGCACUGCCCGCA